Messenger RNA from Colletes gigas, 672 nucleotides. Its product is annotated as barH-like 2 homeobox protein. Lineage: Eukaryota; Metazoa; Arthropoda; Insecta; Hymenoptera; Colletidae. Gene Ontology annotation, biological process: regulation of DNA-templated transcription. The transcript has 3 exons. The coding region runs from base 1 to 672 and encodes 223 amino acids. Gene Ontology annotation, molecular function: DNA binding; DNA-binding transcription factor activity, RNA polymerase II-specific. The record is from RefSeq and is a predicted model, not a curated record.
AUGAUGCAAGAGCACAAGUCGUUUCUAAUAAGGGAUCUUCUGGGUGACGUUCUGUCCGAGAGGGUGCACGAAGACUCUGAGGACGAUUCCGCCGUUCAUUCGGACUCCGAGGACACGAUCGACCCCGGAAGCAGCCCGUGCACGCGGCUAGAGAGUCCUCCGCCAGCCUUGUCGCCGUCGCCUGUGGCAGCGACUUCCGGCAAGUCCUGCAACACGACCAGCGGUCCUCCCAGCGGCAGGAAGCCCAGGAGAAGACGAACGGCCUUCACUCACGCCCAGCUCGCCUACCUGGAACGGAAAUUUCGCUGUCAGAAGUAUCUGAGCGUCGCGGACCGCAGCGACGUCGCCGACGCGCUCUCGCUCUCGGAAACCCAGGUCAAGACUUGGUACCAAAACAGAAGAACCAAGUGGAAACGACAGAACCAGCUGAGACUGGAGCAGCUCCGGCACCAGGCGACGGUGGAGAAGGAGCUGCUGGUCCGAGGCGUGGGUCUUCAUCACGGUAGCAUAGAUGCCUACUGUCCACCUUACAACGCUCAGACCCAGACCCAGAGCCAUCAGCCACCGCCGCCGCCGCCUCCGGCGCCGCCCUCCGCCUCGACGGCCGCGUUCCUCUCCACCGCGGCCGCCCUGUUCCGGAACGUGACCUACGUCCAUGGAUGUCCGCUCUAA